AUGGAGAAGAUGCAGAAGGUCUCCUCCAUCCCGUCGAAACCCCGGCCGCCGAAGACCGCGACGCGGCCCGCCGCCUUCGCCGCCGCCGCCGGGCACUCCGGCCCCGCCCCGCGCUUCUUCGUCACCACCUUCGACCCCUCCAAGUCCCUCACCCCAGCUCCCGCGCCCCUCGUCAUCCCGCCCCUUCCCAACACCCUCAACCCCACCGCCGGCGACGGCCCUGCCUUCGUGCUCGCCGCCUCCGCCGACGCCUCCUCUUCCAGCCUAGGCUACGGCCUCACCCCCAGCGGCGGCGACCUGACGCUGCGGCGGUUCAACGACGACAUGGCCACCCUUCCCGACAUCCAAGGGGCGGAGGAGUACGAGGAGGUUCCGGUGGAGGGAUUCGGUGCCGCGCUCCUCGCUGGCUACGGCUGGAAGAAAGGGGAUCCGAUCGGCAGGGACAAGAGCAAGCGGGACGCCAAGGCCGUCGAGCGUGGCCGCCGCUUCGGCACACAAGGCUUGGGCUCCGACCCUUCGAAGGAGACUGCAUCGCCCUCGCGCUCGCGCCGCCCUCUUCCUGCGGGCAGGGAAGGGAAUAUGUCGUCCAAGAAGAAGAAGAAGAAGCAGAGAUUGGAGUAG
Molecule: messenger RNA, 621 nt
Organism: Brachypodium distachyon (stiff brome)
Lineage: Eukaryota; Viridiplantae; Streptophyta; Magnoliopsida; Poales; Poaceae
Product: protein MOS2-like
Exons: 2
Coding region: 1-621 (206 amino acids)
Biological process (GO): mRNA splicing, via spliceosome
Cellular component (GO): spliceosomal complex
Molecular function (GO): nucleic acid binding
Source: RefSeq, a predicted model, not a curated record